GAAGAACUGUGCCUCGUUUGGGGGAGCUAACGAUCCAGGCUACAUUGCCAUGAUGACCUUGAUGACACUGUACCAUUUUAUUCCAAAUGUUCUUCGCAACUUCACUCGCGCAGUUCCGUCUAUUGCUUCCUCUGUUCCAUUUCCAUUCAAAUUUCUCUGACUUUCUGAGCCAAGGCUUUCAUCUCCAAAUACAUAAUUACUUGAAGCGGUUUGAAAUAAUUCAUUCAAUAUUUUCCUUUUUUUCAAUCUGCUAUAUCCCGCUAUCAAGCCUUGCUUAUUCGAUACAAAAACCAUGUCUCAUUCCGACUAUGCUCAAACAUCCAAAUCCCAAUCGUUCUACGAUACCAGCAUACCAACCUAUGAAGAAAACUCAGACUCAGUCUCAACCUCAGUCUCAGCGGCAGCAACAGUUCCAAGUUCAAGUCCACAUAUCAAUCUCAAUCUCAAUCUCACGGCCCAGCUCGCCGCUGUUCGAACACAGCGCAUCCGCAACCUGAUCAACGAGCACAUCACCCCUUUACUUCUCUCACAAGUCUCUUCCGGCCUGUCCAGGGUGACCUUGGUCUUGGUUCCAUCGAAUGCUGAGACUCUGCAGUCUUCCCCACUUCAGUCUUCCCCACUUCAGUCUUCCCCACUUCAGUCUUCCCGACAUCAGUCGCACCACCACCGAGAAAAGCAAGACUACUACUCGACAUCUUCUCUACGACACACCACAGCUAACGAUUAUUCCUGUGCCGGGCAACAUCAUGAGAAUAAGCAAGAUGAGAAGCCUGAAGUCAUUGGCUUCCCCGCCACAGAGACAAGUAUCCUCCGCCUCGUCUGGCUGCGCGGCGAGCAGUACCGCUCCGAAUUCUGGCAACGAGAUGUUGUUUUGCAGGAAUUGCGAGACGAGUUGGACGUGCAGAUGUGGCGGUUGUGCUGUUCUCGUUCUUUUGCUCCAUCGUUUCCAUCGAGUCCACCAUUUUCCUUAUCGCCCUCACUUCCAUCGCUUCCAUCAAGUCCACCAUCUUUCCCUGCUACUUCACUUCCAUUACCACCAUCACUCCCUUCGUCUUCAUCAUCAUCGCCUUCAUCAUGGAAUAUUUUCCGCCGCAGCAAAUCCGACUACCGCACAAUGCACCAAGACCAAAAGACAAUCACAACCAGCGCAACGCCCACGCUCAACAUCCCUCACAUCGACUCCUCGACCGCGUCAAAUAAACUGCACAUCGGCGUUGUCCUUCAAGACGUCAGUAUUCGAAUAACUACAGAGAUGGGCCUAUACGAUACGCGAUCUGGCGAGGCAGUUGUUGUUAGUAUUGACUUGGGUUAGAUUUUGCCUUGUCAUGUUUCCUCCUCUCCCUUUGACAGCGAGAUAUACGAAAAAGAAAGUAAAAACAAUAUACAAGAUUGCACACAAACACACACGAUACAUAAUCAUUAAUCUUCCGAGUACGUCAAAUGUGACAAGCGGUGGCUUUUUGCUUUUAAAAAUAUCCUUGAUUUUUAUUCUUUGAGGUGUGGUGGUGACUAUCCACCCAUCCUCAACACAUUGAACCUGAUUAAUAAAGAGCUUAUGCUAAGUGACAAGAGAAGAAAAUGAAGAGGGAAAAAAA
This is a messenger RNA of Xylona heveae TC161, 1595 nucleotides long. RefSeq lists its product as hypothetical. The transcript is spliced from 2 exons. The coding region runs from base 293 to 1312 and encodes 339 amino acids. Lineage: Eukaryota; Fungi; Ascomycota; Xylonomycetes; Xylonales; Xylonaceae. The record is from RefSeq and is a predicted model, not a curated record.